Strongyloides ratti is the source of this 1986-nucleotide messenger RNA. RefSeq names its product CCR4-NOT transcription complex subunit 4. Bases 1 to 1986 code for a protein of 661 amino acids. The record is from RefSeq and is a predicted model, not a curated record. Gene Ontology annotation, cellular component: CCR4-NOT complex. NCBI's taxonomy places the organism in Eukaryota, Metazoa, Nematoda, Chromadorea, Rhabditida, Strongyloididae. Gene Ontology annotation, molecular function: RNA binding; ubiquitin-protein transferase activity. Gene Ontology annotation, biological process: protein ubiquitination. The transcript is spliced from 6 exons.
AUGUUAGAAAAUAUGAUUGGAGAUGAAAAGUAUUCUGAUGAUGAUAUCGAGGAAAAAGAAUGCCCACUUUGUUUAGAAGCUUUUGAUCCUGAUGAAUAUGAUUUUUAUCCUUGUAAAUGUGAGUAUCAAAUUUGUCGUUUUUGCUGGCAUAGAAUUAAAGAAGAUGAAAGUGGUUUAUGUCCAGCCUGUAGACAGGCAUAUCCUGAAAAUCCUGUCAAUUUUAAACCACCAUCAAACACGGAAUUGAAACGGUUUAAGCAGGAGAAGAAACAACGUAAGGUUCAGGAUAAAUCUAAAUUAAUGGAACCUGGAACACAUCUCUCUGCUUAUAGGGUUUUACAAAAAAAUCUUGUUUAUAUUAUUGGGCUAUCUCACAAGUAUACAGACCAAGAUGCUGUUAAAAAAUGUGACCAUUUUUCUAAAUACGGUAAAAUUAUAAAAGUUGUUGUUGGACAACCAUUGGUUCCUCCAACAGCUUAUACAACUCAGACAACAUUUACAGCAUAUAUAACUUACGCUAAAGUGGAACAAGCUUUAAGUUGUAUAGUGGGAGUAAAUAAUACUAUUUUGGAUGGUAGAAUGUUAAAAGCUUCUUUGGGGACAACUAAAUAUUGUUCUAAUUUUUUACGAAAUGUUGUUUGUAAUAAACCUGAUUAUGAUAUGCAAUUAGGCAAACAUACAGAUUGUGAAAGAAGGUUAAUUGAAAAAGUUUUAGGAUCAUCUGGUAGUCAACAUGAUGGUGGUAAUCCUCCUGAAGAAUUUUCAAAUAAUGAUACCAGUAGAAAUGUUUCACCAAUUAAUCUUAAUAAAGAUACACUAUAUAGUGAUAUGAGGUUAGGACACUUUAUUACCCCUUCAAUUGUUAAAAAAUCUACCAGUGAUGAAAAGAAUGAUAUGCCAAAUAGUAAUAUUGAGAAUAAACGUGUAGUUGAUGAAUCACUGCCAGCUGAUGUGCAAAUUGCCAAAAUAUCCUCUUCUAAUUCGGUGUCUAAAGGAACUCUUUCUAAUGAAAUACAAACACUAGAUAAUCGGACGGUGAACGAUUUGAAGAUGACAAAUAAAACGGCACCAACAUCUAUACAAAAUAUAUCUAGGACACAAAGAAGACCUAAUAUUGAAGAGGCAGAUGAUGAACCAUUAAAAGAAAACUUUGAUUGGAAAAAAGCUUUAGGUAUAACUGGAACAAGUAUUGUACAGUGCUUAACGCCUCCAUCUAAAGUUGAUAAAGAAAAGUAUUCAACAAAUCCUGGUUAUGAUAUAUUAAGUGAUCCACAUAAGUGGUAUCUUGAAGCACAUAAACAAUUAUUUUUCCCUCCUGUACCUCCUGUUGAGGCAUACAAGAAAACACCAACAACAGUGCCUCCACAAGCUGCUUCUUCUACACCUACUUUUGAUAAUAGUAGAUAUGCACUAAAUAUGUUAUAUCAAAAUGGUAUGCCAAAUCCAGGACAUACAAAUCCUUCAUAUCCAAUGGGACAGGGCACCCCUGGUUUUGUGACUAAUAUAGGACCCAUAGGCCAACCACGUGCCUCUGUUACUCCUGUUAUGAGUGGAGUUAAUCCUCCAUCUGUACCAGUUAAUACUCCAACAACGCAGGCUCCAACAAAUAAUUUCGUCAGUCAGCUUCAUAAUUCACAUCCACAGAUGUCUGGUACCACAACACCGGUGCCGGGACCACCACCACCACAAUCUAUUCUUCCAAAUGUAAAUAUGGGAGGUGGUAGUCAUGAUCAUACACAAUCUCAACAACAACCUAACAUUUACCCUCAUAAUAUAGUAUAUCAUGAGAUGAUACGUAAUAUGCAGAUUCAAAGGAAUUAUCAAAUGCUUCAACAGAUGACUUCUAUGGGUUUUGGCGGUGGACAAAAGGACUUUCAUAACAUGCCUUCUAACUAUCCUAAUACUUAUCAGCCACCUUCAUCUAAUGUCAAUGAAUAUAAUAUUAACAAUGAAUAUGUUGGAGGGAAUGUGCCAAGAAAUCCUUAA